Molecule: messenger RNA, 2748 nt
Organism: Rotaria socialis
Lineage: Eukaryota; Metazoa; Rotifera; Eurotatoria; Philodinida; Philodinidae
Source: the annotation of a GenBank genome assembly
AUGUACCUUCCACCUAUUGGUCAACCACCUUCUUCAUCGGUACAAGGUAGUGGAAAUAAUAAUCAACAACAACAACAAAAUAGUGCUAUUAAUACAAGUGCAAACUCGUCAGGUUCUUCAUCAGCAAAUCCUAUUGGUCUUCCACCCCCACCUCACAUGACAUCAAUGCCAUCGACAGUACCUGGAAGUGGUAUAAUGACGAUGCUUAAUCCUCCACUAGAUCUAUCACCCCCACCACGACCAGAUUUCGGCCAUGAAGGUCGUUCAAUCAAAUUACGUGCAAAUCAUUUUGCAAUUCGUAUACCACAGAUAAUUAUACAACAUUACGACCUUAAUAUACAGCCAGAUAAAUGUCCAAAACGAGUUAAUCGAGAGAUCAUUGACACAAUGGUUAAUAAAUUUCAAAACAUAUUUAAUACUCAACAUCCAGCAUUCGAUGGAAAGAGAAAUUUAUAUACAAAAGAUCCCCUACCAUUUGGUCGAGAACGUAUUGAACUUGAAGUUACUUUACCUGGACCUGGAGAAGGACGUGAUCGUUGUUUUAAAGUUCAAAUAAAAUGGGUUGCACAAGUUAGUUUAGGAGGUUUACAAGAAGCUUUACAAGGCAAUGGACCAUCGGUACCCAAUGAAGCUGUUUCUGCACUUGAUGUUAUUAUGAGACAUUUACCGAGUAUGAAAUAUACACCAGUUGGCCGUUCUUUUUUUUCACCACCUGAUAUUCAGUAUAAUCCAUUGGGUGGUGGUCGUGAAGUAUGGUUUGGUUUUCAUCAAUCAGUUCGACCAUCUUAUUGGCGAAUGUCAUUAAAUAUUGAUGUUAGUGCUACUGCUUUCUAUAAAUCACAACCAGUGAUCGAUUUUAUGUGUGAAGUAUUAGAUAUACGUGAUAUUCAAGAACAAAGACGACCAUUAAAUGAUGCACAACGCGUUAAAUUUACGAAAGAAAUUAAAGGCCUUAAAAUUGAAAUAACUCAUUGUGGUAACAUGAAACGUAAAUAUCGUGUUUGUAAUGUAACACGAAAGCCAGCACAAUAUCAAACGUUUCCUCUGCAACUUGAAAGUGGUCAAACUGUUGAAUGUACUGUUGCGAAAUAUUUCUACGAAAAACAUCAUAUUAAAUUACAAUAUUCACAUUUGCCAUGUUUACAAGUUGGCCAAGAACAAAAACAUACUUAUUUACCUCUUGAAGUUUGUAAUAUUGUUCCGGGACAACGAUGCAUCAAAAAAUUAACUGAUAUGCAAACAUCAACAAUGAUCAAGGCUACUGCACGAUCAGCACCUGAUCGGGAAAAAGAAAUCAAUAAUCUAGUAAGAAAAGCGGAAUUUAAUAAUGACGUUUAUAUCACACACUUUGGCAUUAAUAUCUUCACAAAUAUGACUGAAGUUACGGGACGCGUUUUGACAGCUCCAAAAAUUCAAUAUGGUGGACGAACAAAAGUUAUUGUGACACCAAAUCAAGGUGUAUGGGAUAUGCGAGGUAAACAAUUUCAUACUGGUAUUGAAAUUCGUACAUGGGCAAUCGCAUGUUUUGCUCCGCAAAGAAAUUGUAAUGAAGCUGCACUUCGCACAUUUACGCAACAAUUACAACGAAUUUCCAAUGAUGCUGGCAUGCCAAUUGUUGGCCAACCAUGUUUUUGCAAAUAUGCAACAGGCAUUGAACAAGUCGAACCGAUGUUUAAAUUUCUUAAAACAACAUAUAAUGGUUUACAAUUAAUUGUUGUUGUUUUACCUGGAAAAACACCUGUUUAUGCUGAAGUCAAACGUGUUGGUGAUACAUUAAUUGGAUUAGCAACACAAUGCGUACAAGCUAAAAAUGUUAACAAGACAACACCGCAAACAUUAUCAAAUUUAUGCUUAAAAAUUAAUGUGAAAUUAGGCGGAGUUAAUAAUAUUCUUGUGCCAAGUGUACGACCAAUCAGUGUUUUUCGUGAGCCAGUUAUAUUUAUUGGUGCUGAUGUAACACAUCCACCAGCUGGUGAUCGUUCUAAACCAUCGAUUGCAGCUGUCGUUGCUUCAAUGGAUGCUCAUCCCUCGCGGUAUGCAGCUACGGUACGUAUACAAAUGCAUCGUCAUGAGGUUAUCGCAGAAUUAUCAACCAUGGUUAGAGAAUUACUUAUACAAUUUUAUAAAUCAACACGUUUUAAACCAGCACGAAUUAUUUUAUAUCGCGAUGGCGUUAGUGAAGGACAAUUUGCUCAUGUACUUGCACAUGAAUUAAUGGCUGUACGUGAAGCAUGCGUUCGACUUGAAGCUGCCUAUCAACCUGGUAUUACAUUUAUUGUUGUUCAAAAGCGUCAUCAUACACGUCUUUUCUGUGCCGAUAAAAAAGAACAGUGCGGAAAAAGUGGCAAUAUUCCACCAGGCACCACAGUCGAUGUUGCAAUUACACAUCCAACUGAAUAUGACUUUUAUUUAUGUUCACAUGCUGGCAUUCAAGGUACAUCGCGACCAUCACAUUAUCAUGUUCUUUGGGAUGAUAACAGUUUUUCAUCGGAUGAACUUCAAGCAUUAACAUAUCAACUUUGCCAUACAUAUGUCAGAUGUACACGUUCAGUAUCAAUACCAGCACCGGCUUACUAUGCUCAUUUAGUUGCAUUUCGCGCACGAUAUCAUUUAAUUGAAAGAGAACCCGAAAGUAAUGAAGGUUCACAUCAAUCAUCGAACGGUGAUUCCAAUGGUCAACAACAAGUCCAAUUGAGUCGGGCAGUUACCGUACAUCCGGAUUCGGCUCAAGUCAUGUAUUUUGCUUAG